This is a messenger RNA of Kickxella alabastrina, 987 nucleotides long. RefSeq lists its product as uncharacterized. The coding region runs from base 1 to 987 and encodes 328 amino acids. The transcript has a single exon. NCBI's taxonomy places the organism in Eukaryota, Fungi, Kickxellomycota, Kickxellomycetes, Kickxellales, Kickxellaceae. The record is from RefSeq and is a predicted model, not a curated record.
AUGACAUCCCACGACGGCCGCCACUCGCACAUUGUGUCAUUUGAUUUUACGAUGAACAAGCACUCGCUGCUUGGCUUGGCUGAUGAUGUUGACGUCUUUGGCCGCGGCGCCCUUGGAAUCGGCCGCAGCCAUGCGCUGUUCGAAGAUCGAGAUGCUCCAGACCCAGAUUCAAAGACCCUGUUGCCAGUGCUGCGCGAUGCAGAGUGGCACAUGAACGGCGCCCUGCUGUUAAUGCUGCCAUCCGCCAUUAGAUACGAGCUUAUCGACGGGGCGUUUCCCCACCGCGGAAACUCGCACAGACCACUGCCACUGGCGGCUUCCAUGACCUGGCAUAUGCUAUUAGAUGGCUGGCUGUCAUCAGGCACAAGCAGCGAGUGCAUGUGGCUAUCCACAGUCGAAAUAGUCGACGCCCGCCUUGACCACGCCGCUGUGUGGACUCUAUUAUCAUCCCCAGGCAUUGCCGGUCGUGUUCUCGAUGUAUGUAGCAUCCCUGGACCUACAAGCAGCAUCGCUGUUGGCGCCGGUGCUGGCGUAUUUCCGGCCGGUGCCGACAUUAUUCGCUUGUGCCCGCACAUUGGCGCGUGCACAACCGGCGGUGGCGCUCGCAGCGUGUGGCCUUGCGUUGUUGCCACCGCUGUAGUGGCGGUGCGCAGAACGGCGCGGCUAUUGGCCCUCUCAGGUAUGGUGCUGAGGUCAUGGCACUCGUUCGAGUGCCACCUGCGUAUCCGCACUCGCGGAUUGGCUUCAAAUAAGAACCACGCGGCCCUGCUUUGCUCGUCACUGCUUAGCUGUGCUUCCCUAGACCAGUGGCACGGACCCCCGUCGUUCACGCUGACAAGCCUGCUAUGGCUGCUCGUGUUUCGCGAAUCCGAUACCGUGGCCCGGCGUCGCGCCCCUACGCAGGUGAACAUUGCUGGCGGUGCUUCUGAUAUGAUACUAUGUGAUAUAUUAUAUGAUGUGGUGGGGAAUAAUGAAGAUUGCCUGUAA